Molecule: messenger RNA, 2800 nt
Organism: Rhipicephalus sanguineus (brown dog tick)
Lineage: Eukaryota; Metazoa; Arthropoda; Arachnida; Ixodida; Ixodidae
Product: protein stum
Exons: 6
Coding region: 252-2732 (826 amino acids)
Biological process (GO): microtubule-based process
Cellular component (GO): dynein complex
Source: RefSeq, a predicted model, not a curated record
UCGCUUCGAAAACACGAAGUAACAGUUGCUACCGUCGAGUUUCGUUUAUGACGUAGUAUGUCACGCAUGCUGAAAAGUUGUCGGGGCUCUUACUAUUCUGGUGUUCCGGAUGUCGUCGGUCAAGGCGCGGCGUUUCACGUCGUGGGGGUGUGUCGCAUGGUUUGUCGGGUCUUUGUUUUCGAGUUGUUUGGAGCACUCGAACAUGCAUACAAGCAACAGCGUGAAGCGGUUAUACAACUGGUACCUGUGUGAUGGUCGUCAACGUCUCGACUUUCGAUGUAUUCCCGGCGGACGCAUCGGCUGCUGACAUGGAUGGUGAACUGGUGUUGCAUUACACGGAGAUGAGCGGCUCGCUUUUGCGCGAUAGCCUGUCUGUGUGCACCGCUGCGUGCAAGAAAUACCCGGACAGUCACGAGAAGGCCGCCAAACGCAUCAAGCAGACCAUGGACAGGCGCCAUGGUUCCUCUUGGCACGUUGUCGUUGGUGCUUCGUUCGGUCUUGAAGUGACUCACGAAGCUUGUGAUGCUGAGCCGAAUGGCAUGGAACCGUGCGCCAAGGAGCAGUCGCAAGGAAACUAUUUCGACAUUGCGCCGCUCUUACGCCAACAUGAAAAGAAGCUCCGGCGAGAAAUCGUUCUGCUCUCCAUCAGACUCGAAUCCUCUUCUGGCCGGAAGAAGCAGCAAGAUACCAAGCGGGAGCAGAAGCACUGGGAGCAACUGAAGGGCUCCAUCCUUGACGCUCAGCUGGGUGGCGUCUUUUCCUACAGUCUACCCAACCUGGAGCAGAUCAAACAAGCCGUGCUAUUCACAGAAAGCGCCGGGCAGAGCACGCUGAACAAGCGGUCGUCCUUCAGCGAAGUCCGCAGCGCGUUCCCGGAGGACCCCGUGAGCCACGCCGACGAAGAGGUCGACGAGGGAUUUAGGACUCCAGCGUCAGGGUACCCCUCCGGAAAUGCCUCGGGGUAUGCCUCGCCCCACUCGCAGAGGUCCUGGGCUGAACCUGGAACUUCGGGGCGACCGAGCGCACUUCCCUCGACGUCUUCUUCCGCUGGCCUCGUGCAACGCUGGAGAAGUCUAGACCACAGCCCAAAGUCCAGGGUUGACUCUAUCGGCUUCAAGGCAAAGGUGAAAGCGGUCAAACGGAAGCGCCUGGUACAGUCGCCGUCCCGAAUCACAGAAGCAGAGUCGAGGAGUCAGUCGCCGGCUCGACAGCGGGAAGCGGGAGCGUCGAGUGAAGGAACAAGCCAUCGCCACCACCACCGUCAUCAUCAUUACGAGCAGGGGCAGGAAGAACAGCCGUACGCGCAAGAAGAGGAGUCCGCUGAUAGCAGGAGGGCCGCAGCAACGCUCGAAGAAAUGUACGCGUCGCUCGACAGGCUAUCGAGGAUAGUAAGCGAGAUGGCGCUGCUGAUUAGCGUGAGCACGGCGCAUAGCGGGAGGCUGGACGAGGGACAUCGUCGGAGGCCGUCCAGUCCGGCGGCAGUGAGCAGGUCGGGCCGAUCCCGGAGCAUCAGCCGACACCCCAGUCACUCCUCGCGCGACCGUUCGGCGAGUGCGGCUCCGUCGCCCCCGGGAUCACCGGCGCCACCUGUUCGAAGAUCAAGCCGCUCGACAGGACGCGUCUCUUCGCGGGACACCGCCUCAUUCCCGCCUUCCCACGAUGAAGAGAGUCGAGAGAGUCGUCGGAAGAGAGGAAAGCGCCCGAAGCCUCAGCGACGUCAAGAACACGACUCCGUUGCGGAGACAUGCGCCGUGCCGAUCCUGAGAAGAGCCAGUGACCAGGAGGUCGUCACUCAAAGCGGUCCAGUGGUGAAUUCGCGCGCUCCGUCCAAUUUAGACUCCACUAACGGCAGUGAAGACGUUUCCAGCCACUCUUCGAGAAGUGGAAGCUACUCCGAAAUCUCAGUUUCGCAGGAGGAAGAGAGUGGUGUUGAAGAGGGUAACCGCGUCGUUGUGGAGGAUAGCCGUCCGGGGUCAUCCUUCAGGCCUACGUCGGUUCGUUCUGACGACGAGCGAAUGCUUCUCUCGUCGCAGACGCAAUCUCCCGGGCUCUUCUACGAACACCCGCCUUUCCUUCCUCAAGACGCGCUGCCGGCAGACCACGGUGCCUUCGAGGCAGCUUCGCUUCAGGAGGACGAAGACGGCGGCCGUCUGAGUCCUGGCGAAGUCCCAUUCGCCUCUGAAGGCCCACUGCCUUUUGUCGAGCCGAGGUUCCCGGUUCUGGAGACGCAGACCGGAGGACAGGAGCGAGGUUUCAGAGGCAUCGCCAGGGGUUCGUGCUGGUCCGAUCCCGGGCAUCUCGUGAGCGAGCUGUUGAACGUCGAGGACUUCGACGACGGCGUCGACGCGUUUCCCUUGUUUCGUCGUGCUGAUGACCGUUUGCCGCACGGUGGGAUACCGAUCGAGCAAGGCGCUAGGGACGACGACACGUCUCAACACAUUUGGCGCUGGGCCAACAGCGAGACCGACCGAGUCGUGGACGAGGCUGCCAUGAGGAGGCUCGAGCUAUUCAAGACUACCUACGGCGGCAACAUUGAUGGCCAGCCGCCCUACAUGAAAUCCGCCAACCUGAGGCUGGCGUCGACUCCGAAACGUGUUGGACAGCGGAUGUGCCAAGUGCAAGUCGUCUGCAUCAUCACGCCCAUCGCGCAAGAGACAAACAGCGAGCCGACAAGUACCGCGCGCAUGCAGGCCGCCCGUACACCGAGCCUCCCUGAGCGAAAAGCUCAGUGACGAAGGUCACGUGGGCUCGGUUCUUCGUCCACCUCCGUCCAAGAGUGCGGCUAUACUAGUAACGGAAC